AUGGCGGCUAGGGACCGCUUCGGUGCCUACGCUGAACCAGGCCUGUCACCGUUGCAACGGGCAAUCCGAAAUGCCUGCGACCCCCAGAACUACGAGCCCAACUUGGCCCUCAACCUUGAAGUUACGGACCUGAUCAACACCAAGAAAGGCAAUGCACCUCGUGAAUCGGCAUUCGACAUCGUUCAUCUGAUCAAUUCUCGGAACCAAAAUGUUGCGCUGUUGGCGUUGGCGCUACUCGACAUCGCCGUCAAGAACUGCGGAUAUCCCUUCCAUCUCCAGAUCGGUACAAAGGAAUUCUUGAAUGAAUUGGUGCGCCGGUUCCCCGAGAGGCCGCCCAUGCGGCCUUCCAGGGUCCAGCACCGCAUCUUGGAGUCGAUCGAGGAGUGGCGGCAAACAAUCUGUCAAACAUCGCGGUACAAGGAAGACUUGGGUUUCAUUCGGGACAUGCACCGACUCCUGUUGUACAAGGGAUACAUGUUCCCGGAAGUCCGCCGGGAAGACGCCGCAGUGUUGAACCCAAGUGAUAACCUCCGGUCUGCCGAUGAGAUGGAAGAAGAAGAGAAAGAGGCCCAGUCUGCCAAGUUACAAGAGCUGAUUCGGCGUGGCACGCCCGCCGAUUUACAGGAGGCCAACAGACUUAUGAAAGUUAUGGCCGGGUUUGACAAUCGGCACAAGACCGACUACCGCGCAAAGGCCGCUGAGGAGGUCGUUAAGGUGCAACAGAAGGCUAAGAUUCUGGAAGAGAUGUUACAAAACCAGCAGCCUGGGGAGACUGUCCCUGAAGGCGAUGUCUUCGAAGAACUCGCAGGUGCACUGCAAAGCGCUCAUCCCAAGAUCCAAAGGAUGUGCGAGGAGGAGUCGGAUGAUCCCGAGGCGGUUCACAAGCUGCUGGAGAUUAACGACAGCAUACACCGUACGAUUGAGCGGUACAAGUUGGUUAAGAAGGGCGAUUUAGAUGCCGCGUCCCGGAUUCCCAAGGGAACACUGGGUACGACAACUGGUGUUUCCACAAAUGCCAACAACGAGCUGUCUUUGAUCGAUUUCGACCCAGAACCUCAGCCUGCUUCUAAUGGCAACGAGGCGACACCCUCUCAAGGUGGAAGCUCAUUGGAAAAUGACCUGCUCGGCCUUUCACUUGGUGAACAAGGUCCCACUCAAGGCGGUGGCAUUGCUCUUGGUUCUAGUAAGUUGGACGCCCGCUGUUCGUGGGUAAUAGUACUGACUUUGGUAGACAACUCUGCAUCCAUAUCGGCCAGCUCAACACCACCUGCUCCACAACAACAAGCAUCAGCCGCCUUCAAACCUAAUUAUGACAUCCUAGCUUCCCUGAAUAGUUCGCGACCAGCCUCUCAAUCACCCACUCCCGUUAUGGGCGCACCGCCCCAAGCCCAACCAACAGCGACUCCGCCGCCCGCCGACCCCUUUGCAUCGCUAGUCUCUGCAAGCCCAAGGGCAUCUUCCAGUCCUUUCCAGCCACCGCAAAGUCGGCCCGCUCCCUCUGCUUCCUCGCUGCUUGAUCUAGCCGGUCCCCCGGCUCCAGCCCCACAGGCGCAGGCCGCCCCGGCUGAGGAUGACGAGUGGGAUUUUGCCUCGUCCUUACCAGCCAGCAAUACUCUCCCGUCGACUAACAAGAUCCAAGUUCUCAACUCUCAGCUGCGCGUUGACUUUGCUGCGCGUCGCGUGCCCAACCAGCCGCGCCAGAUUCACGUUGUGGCUAUAUUCUCAAACAACACUACUCAGCCUAUUGGGGAUCUCCACUUCCAAGUUGCGGUAGAAAAAUCUUAUACAUUGCAACUUCGGCCCCAAUCUGGCCGAGACGUUGCACCGCAGCAACAGAACGGUGUUCAGCAAGAGAUGCUUAUGGAUGGUAUCGAUGCAGGAAAGGGGAGCUCGGUGAAAAUUCGAUUCAAGGUCUCCUACAAACUCGGCAGCGAAGCCCGUGAGGAACAGGGCAUGGUGCCACCUCUCGGGAUCGCUUAG
This is a messenger RNA of Penicillium salamii, 1980 nucleotides long. The record is from the annotation of a GenBank genome assembly. Lineage: Eukaryota; Fungi; Ascomycota; Eurotiomycetes; Eurotiales; Aspergillaceae.